Molecule: messenger RNA, 1410 nt
Organism: Ipomoea triloba (trilobed morning glory)
Lineage: Eukaryota; Viridiplantae; Streptophyta; Magnoliopsida; Solanales; Convolvulaceae
Product: putative threonine aspartase
Exons: 11
Coding region: 36-1280 (414 amino acids)
Biological process (GO): protein maturation
Molecular function (GO): threonine-type endopeptidase activity
Source: RefSeq, a predicted model, not a curated record
CUAGGAAGGUGUCACCGGAGCUGCAAAACGCGACUAUGGCGGCCGAAGUAGCUGAGAAGAAGCCUACAUUCUUCGUCGCCGUCCACGUCGGCGCUGGAUACCACGCGCCGUCCAAUGAGAAAGCACUCCGAUUCGCCAUGAAACGCGCAUGCCUCGCCGCCGCUUCCGUUUUGCGAAAGGGCCCUGGUGGAUGUAUAGAUGCUGUUACGGCAGCAGUGCAAGUGUUAGAGGAUGAUCCACAUACUAAUGCUGGACGAGGUUCAAAUUUGACUGAGGAUGGUCAUGUGGAGUGUGAUGCAAGUAUCAUGGAUGGUGAUUCUGGAGCAUUUGGUGCUGUGGGUGCAGUGCCAGGUGUUAGAAAUGCCAUCCAAAUUGCUGCAUUAUUAGCUAAGGAGCAGAUCUGUGGUUCAACUCUGCUAGGACGUAUACCCCCCAUGUUUUUGGUUGGUGAAGGGGCUCGAGCAUGGGCAAAAUCCAAAGCUGUUGCUUUACCAGAAACAAUAGCAGAAGCUGAUGAGUGGCUUGUGACAGAGAGGACCAGAAACCUCUGGAAAAAAUAUAAAGGAAUGCUUGAUGGAGCCAAAGCUGUUAAUGAUGUUUCUUCUGCAACAGCCAAUUCUGUGAAAACGUGUGCAGUAUCAGCUCAAAUGUGUGACAAAUCAAAUGGAAGCAGAGAUGUUGACCAGUCUUCCUCGCAAAAUGCCCUAGAUGAGAACUGCAUUAGUGACACUAUCGGAGUUAUUUGUGUUGACUCAGAAGGGCACAUGGCAUGUGGGGCUUCAAGUGGCGGUAUUGCCCUGAAGGUCAGUGGACGUGUUGGUUUAGCAGCAAUGUAUGGUUCUGGUUGUUGGGCAUCCUCAAAGGGACCGUUUGGAGCUCCUUUUAUAGUUGGUUGCUGUGUUAGCGGUGCUGGAGAGCACUUAAUGAGAGGAUUUGCUGCUCGGGAAUGUUGUGUAUCAUUAUCAAUAUCGCAAGCUGCACCAGCAUCUGCCUGCUCAAAAGUUCUACGUUCUGUCAAUCAAGAAAGCAGUAAAUAUAGCACUGAAAAAAGUGCUGGAAUUUUAGUAGUUCAAGCUGAGGCUCCUCGAACGGAUGCUACUGGAAACUCACCAUUUCUGCAAGCCGUUGAGAUCGCAGCUGCUUUUUCUUCCUUGUCUUUUGGAAUUGGGUAUGUUGGAAGCUCAAUGGAGAAACCUAAGGUUUCUAUCCUUAGAAGUACAAGCAAGCAGAGCAAAACUGGGGUAGAUGAGUUUGCAGCUCGAAUUAAACUUGUAGCGUAAAAAUGUGCAGGUGAAUUGCUGUUUAGGUUUGCUUAUUACAGAACUAUAGCCCAGUUCCAAAUUGUACUCGAACAAUAUUUUAUAUCUUUUAAAGACAUUUGUUAUAAUUAAUUUAUUACGUUUUGACUUA